AUGAGGGAAAUAGUGCAUCUUCAAGCCGGCCAGUGCGGAAACCAGAUUGGAGCUAAAUUCUGGGAGAUCAUUUCUGAAGAGCACGGCAUCGACCCCACUGGCGUGUACCGCGGCACCAGCGACCUGCAGCUCGAGCGGAUAUCCGUCUACUACAAUGAGGCCUCUGUUGCGACGGCGGAGAGCGGCGGAAAGUAUGUGCCAAGGGCCAUCCUCCUCGACCUCGAACCGGGCACUAUGGACGCCGUGCGCUCAGGUGCCUACGGCCAGCUCUUCCGUCCGGACAACUUCGUAUUCGGUCAAUCCGGCGCCGGCAACAACUGGGCCAAGGGACACUACACGGAAGGCGCCGAGCUGGUAGACGCGGUCCUCGACGUCGUUCGCAAGGAGUGCGAGAACUGCGACUGUCUCCAAGGCUUCCAGCUCACGCAUUCCCUCGGCGGCGGCACAGGCUCUGGCAUGGGCACACUCCUCAUCUCCAAGAUCAGAGAGGAAUAUCCCGACAGAAUCAUGAACACGUAUUCAGUUGUGCCCUCGCCCAAGGUGUCAGACACCGUGGUCGAACCGUACAACGCGGUGCUAUCCAUCCAUCAGCUAGUCGAGAACACCGACGAGACCUACUGCAUAGAUAACGAAGCUCUGUACGACAUCUGCUACAGGACCCUCAAAGUGCCCAAUCCGACCUACGGUGACCUCAACCACCUAGUGUCCCUCACAAUGUCCGGCGUCACCACCUGCCUUAGGUUCCCCGGUCAACUAAAUGCGGAUCUCCGCAAACUGGCCGUGAACAUGGUACCCUUCCCGCGUCUCCACUUCUUCAUGCCCGGAUUCGCGCCGUUGACGUCCCGCGGCAGCCAGCAGUACCGCGCCCUUACAGUCCCCGAGCUGACCCAACAGAUGUUCGACGCCAAGAACAUGAUGGCGGCGUGCGAUCCGCGCCACGGCCGCUACCUUACCGUCGCCGCCAUCUUCCGUGGCCGCAUGUCGAUGAAGGAAGUCGACGAGCAGAUGCUUUCCAUUCAGAACAAGAACAGCAGCUUCUUCGUCGAAUGGAUCCCCAACAACGUGAAGACGGCCGUUUGCGAUAUUCCACCAAAGGGUCUGAAAAUGUCAUCUACCUUCAUCGGCAACACCACAGCCAUCCAAGAGCUAUUCAAGAGGAUAUCCGAACAGUUCUCGGCCAUGUUCAGGCGCAAGGCUUUCUUACAUUGGUACACGGGCGAGGGUAUGGACGAGAUGGAAUUCAACGAAGCAGAGAGCAACGUAAACGAUCUCGUGUCGGAAUACCAACAGUACCAGGAGGCCACUGCUGAGGACGACACGGAAUUCGACCAGGAGGAUAUGGAGGAGCUGGCGCAAGACGAGCAUCACGACUGA
Messenger RNA from Parnassius apollo (apollo), 1374 nucleotides. The record is from the annotation of a GenBank genome assembly. NCBI's taxonomy places the organism in Eukaryota, Metazoa, Arthropoda, Insecta, Lepidoptera, Papilionidae.